CUUAAAUUUCGGAGAAAUUAUCCAGGAAGUAGCCGAAAAUGUUUGUUUAUAAAAAAAUAGUGUAACGUCUAUGGCCUUCAUUGUGUAGUCUCAAGACGUUGACUGAGCACUUAGUUUCAAAUUACUAUAACAUAAGUGUUUAACAUUGACAUAGUGCAAAGGACAUGUACGAUACAGUCGCCUUUAACGCUCAGCUAGCCUCCAUCGUUGAGGUUUUGGCAAAUGCAGCCGUUGCCGAAAUCUGCAAACUUGUAGAUGAUGGCCAUGCUGCCUUACGUUUGGAAAUUUCCCAUAGCCAGAAAGAAAUCGAUAACCUGCGGAGGAAGCUGCUGCUGACAAAAUUCCAGAAUUCUCGACGAAGCGCAGAGAAAUUCGGAGCCCUCCGGCACACUGUCAGCAAGCGGGACACAGAUCUUGUUGCCCGGGUUAGAGGGAGCUUCCAAGUGGAGAAUCGCUGUGCUGAGCGUAAAGGGAGAAAUUUUACGCAGGAUGCCACCAGCUGGAGAGACGCAGGACGCACAGCGACAGACAAGGAUGUGGGCAUGCCGAUGGCAGAUAUGCAAGAGAUGCCUCUUAUCAAAAUGGAGAACCUUGGCACCAGCAGUCCGGAAGAGAUUGUCCAACCAGUCAGUGAGAGCUGUGAGAAGAUCAUUGUGGCAGAACAAGGUUCUUCAUCAUCUACUGAAACCACAGACCUGGACCAGCAGGGCAACAGACACAGAGCUCCAGACACCUCACUCAAUAUAGAACCUGAAAACCAGACGUUCCAGCAUCCAGCGUCACAAUACAACAGAACAAGACAGGACCAUCAGGUUGCUGAGGGUGUGACCUGGGAAACUGACCAUCAACCCAUAGAAUACAGCCUGUCCCAAUGGACAGAGAACCAAGAGACUGACAACCCAACUGUGAAUGCUCCUCACAAUGCAGGGCCAGACUCCAAGAGGCUGUCUGAACAUCCAGAGAGGAGAGGGGCGCCAGGUAACUCAGGGGUCAGCAUGUCUGCUUUGGGCUCUCUGGACUGGCUGCCUGAUGUGGUGCUGGUGGACUCAGUUCCCAUUAAAGUGGAGGCAGAUAUGAGUUCAGAAUGGAGCAUAACUGGCCAAGAGUUGACAUCUGGAGACAUCUGUUCAGACGGCAGGCAGCUUGUGGACAACAGAGGAAGAGGGGGAAUGGAGUCUGGACAGACAAAGUGUCCCCCUGACACUCAACAUGCGGAGCAAGGGACAACUGUAGGAUCAAGGUCCAAGUUGCCAGAUUUCAACGGACUGUCCACCCAAAACAGCUUUUCAUCCCCAAGUGUGACUCUCCUCCAGGUUCCCCGAAGAGGGAAGCCAGUCAACUUCCCGAAUUUCAACAGAGGCUUCACUUCAUCGAAAGGCAUAGAAAAGCAGCCACAACAGCUGAUGUCUCACUCCACCCAGAGGCAGCUCCGGUGCAGCCUCUGUGGAAAGCCCUUUCCCAAGCCGGCGCACCUGCAGAGGCACAUGCGGGUCCAUACGGGUGAGAAACCGUACGGCUGCAGCCACUGUACCAAGCGCUUCUCCCACAGCCACCAGCUGAAGAUGCAUGAGAGAGUCCACACCGGAGAGAAACCAUUUCUAUGUGUCUACUGUGGGAAGUGCUUCACCCAGUCUGGCCACAUGAAGAAGCAUCUCCUUGUCCACACUGGUGGCAGGUCACAGGAUAUUAUGCUGCCACAAGUAGUACAAUUGAAGGCAGGGAAGGGCAAGACCACCCUCAGACAUGGCCGCCCCAGGUUCCCAGAUGUCAGCGCACCCCUGGCACUGGGAAAUGGACCUGGCGACCCAGCAGAGAUUGUCCAACCAGUCAGUGAGAGCAGUGAGAAGAUCAUUGUGGCAGAACCAGGUUCUUCAUCAUCUACUGAACCCACAGACCUGGACCAGCAGGGCAACAGACACAGAGCUUCAGACACCUCACUCAAUAUAGAACCUGAAAACCAGACGUUCCAGCAUCCAGCGUCACAAUACAACAGAACAAGACAGGACCAUCAGGUUGCUGAGGGUGUGACCUGGGAAACUGACCAUCAACCCAUAGAAUACAGCCUGUCCCAUUGGACAGAGAACCAAGAGACUGAUAACCCAACUGUGAAUGCUCCUCACAAUGCAGGGCCAGACUCCAAGAGGCUGUCUGAACAUCCAGAGAGGAGAGGAGUGACUGGUAACUCAGGGGUCAGCAUGUCUGCUUCAGGCUCUCUGGACUGGCUGCCUGAUGUGGUGAUGGUGGACUCAGUUCCCAUUAAAGUGGAGGCAGAUAUGAGUUCAGAAUGGAGCAUAACUGGCCAAGAGGUGACAUCUGGAGAGGUUCCCCAAAGAGGGAAGCCAGCCCCCUUCCUGAAUUUCAACAGAGGCUACAAUUUUUCAUCGAAAAGCAAAGAAAAGCAGGCGCAACAGCUAACAUCUCACUCGCCCAAGAGGCAACUCCGGUGCAGCCUCUGUGGAAAGCCUUUCCCUCAGCCGGCGCAACUGCGGAGUCAUAUGCGGGUCCAUACGGGGGAGAAACCGUACGGCUGCAGCCACUGCACCAAGCGCUUCUCCCACAGGCACCAGUUGAAGAUGCAUGAGAGAGUCCACACCGGAGAGAAACCAUUUCACUGUGUCUACUGCGGGAAGUGCUUCACCCAGUCUAGUCACAUGAAGAGGCACCUCCUCGUCCACACUGGUGGCAGGCCACAGGACACUGGAGGAGGAGGGUGCAGGGAAGAGUGUGACGAUGACUGUCACUUUCUGGACAUCGACAUGGCAGAAGAGAAGAGCCACAGGUUCCUUUGGGUGCCAGCACACUCCUGGCCCUUGAAACAGAUCUGGCGACCCAGCACGUGCAAGAAUCCCCAGAGGUACCAUGGUCUGGGGAAACCUCAUCUCCUGGAGCUUCCUCUGGAGUCGCUGGUGUGGAUCUUCUGGGAUAUGCUGCGUGUGGACGGGAAGAGAGGCUGCUGGAACCUGUCUCUGCAUAGUGCUAAGGACAUGUCCGAUACUGUCGCAUUUCAUGCUCAGCUAGCCUCCAUCGUCGAGGUAUUGGCGAAUGCAGCCGUUGCCGAAAUUUGCAAACUUGUAGAUGACGGCCAUGCUGCUUUACGUUUGGAAAUUUCCCAUAGCCAGAAAGAAAUUGAGAAUUUGCGGAGGAAGCUGGUUUUGACUAAAUGUCAGACUUCUCGAAGGAGCGCAGAGAGAUUUGGAGCCCUGCGACGCACAGUUCACAGGCACGUGGACACCAAUCAUGUUGCCCGGGGAAGAGGGAGCUUUGUAGUGAAGUCGACAGGCAGACUUGGAUAUUUGAAGAAUCGUUUUGACGACAUUGAAGAGGGCAACUUCAUGCAGGAUGUCACUACCUGGACAGACGCAGGACGCACAGCGACAGACCAUAAUGGGGGCAUGCAGAUGGCAGAUAUGCAAGAGGAAACUUGUGUCAAAAUGGAGAACCUUGACACCAGUACAAUAGAAGAGAUUGUCCAACCAGUCAGUGAGAGCAGUGAGAAGAUCAUUGUGGCAGAACCAGGUUCUUCAUCAUCUACUGAAACCACAGACCGUCUGGACCAGCAGGGCAACAGACACAGAGCUCCAGACACCUCACUCAAUAUAGAACCUGACAACCAGACGUUCCAGCAUCCAGCAUCACAAUACAGCAGAGCAAGACAGGACCAUCAGGUUGCUGAGGGUGUGACCUGGGAAACUGACCAUCAACCCAUAGAAUACAGCCUGUCCCAAUGGACAGAGAACCAAGAGACUGACAACCCAACUGUGAAUGCUCCUCACAAUGCUGGGCCAGACUCCAAGAGGCUGUCUGAACAUCCAAAGAGGAGAGGGGCGCCAGGUAACUCUGGGGUCAGCAUGUCUGCUUCAGGCUCUCUGGACUGGCUGCCUGAUGUGGUGAUGGUGGACUCAGUUCCCAUUAAAGUGGAGGCAGAUAUGAGUUCAGAAUGGAGCAUAACUGGCCAAGAGGUGACAUCUGGAGAGGUUUAUUCAGACGGCAGGCAGCUUGUGGACAACAGAGGAAGAGGGGGAAUGGAGUCUGGACAGACAACAUGUCCCCCUGACACUCAACAUGCAGAACAAGGGAGAACUGUAGGACCAAGGUCCAAGUUUCCAGAUAUCAAUGGACUGUCCAACCGAAACAGCUUUUCAUCCCCAAGGGUUACUCUCCAACAGGUUCCCCAAAGAGGGAAGCCAGCCCCCUUCCCAAAUUUCAACAGAGGCUCCACUUCGUCACCGAAAGGCAUAGAAAAGCAGCCGCAACAGCUGACGUCUCACUCCAGCAAGAGAUAUCUCCGGUGCAGCCUCUGCGGGAAGCCCUUCCCCCAGGCGUACCUAAGCAGGCACAUGCGGGUCCAUACGGGGGAGAAACCGUACGGCUGCAGCCACUGCACCAAGCGCUUCUCCCACAGCCACCAGCUAAAGAGGCAUGAGAGGGUGCACACCGGAGAGAAACCAUUUCAAUGUGUCUACUGUGGGAAGUGCUUCACCCAGUCCUGUCACAUGAAGAAGCACCUCCUCGUCCACACUGGCGGCAGGCCACAGGACGUUGGGCUGCCCUGAGUGUUCCAGGCUAUGGUUCAGACUAGAUACAGAUCUAGGAUCAGCUUCCUCUCCCACAAUCUUAACCUUGACCAUUAGUGGAUUUUUAAAAUUCUUUAAACUGACCCAACAUCAGCAUCUAAGGGCAACUUUACACUACUCCUCCCAGUGUAAUGAUAGGCAGGGCCUGGAGUUUUUCCUCACCAGGUGACCAGGCCAGGGAAAAACUCCUGGCCCUAGUUGUAAAUGGAAUGUCUCAACACUACUGUGGUUUAUAUAUGAAUACUGGGUCCAUGUGUUUUUCACUUUGAAUGGUUUCCUCAUUGACCGCUUCCCUCUGUGUGUAGUGGUCGUGUUUUCAGGUCAACUGGCUUGAUGCUUGGUCCAACGUGGAUUGAUCAUGUAUAAGUUAUUACAGGUGAAGAUUUUAAAUGUAUUUUAGUCAGUUAGCAGACGCUCUUAUUCAUAGCAACUUACAAGAGCAUUUAGGGUUAAGUGCUGUGCUCAAGGGCACGUUGACAGAUUUUUCAGCCUGUCGGCUCGGUGAUUCCAACCUGCGGCCUUUCAGUUAUUGGCUCAACACUCUUAACCGCUUGGCUACAUCCUUAUGAAUUUUUAUUUGUGCAGUGGGGAACCAAAGUACAAUAAUUAAGACUACAUUUCCAUUAACCUGUCAAUAAGACAGAUUCCCUAUCAGACUGAUAGACUGUAACGAUGUAGAUAGAUUUCAUAUCAUUGUGAACAGAGUUCCGGAAGCACUGGACAGGUGCCUGGGCGAGCAAGGCCUGUUGGUGGUUGAGAGUUUGUUGCUCGUCUCUGUUCGUACUUGGACGCAGGGAUGAGGAGGAGAAAGGCGCAGGGUUCCCAGACGCCAGCAUACUCCUUGCCCUGGAAACAAACCUGGCGACCCAGCAGUUACAAGGAGAGAGAGAGUGCUGACUGGAAUGAGAUCUGAUCCUGAACCCAAGUAGUUACUGAAAGGAGGAGAAGCCAGUACAUUGUGGUUACAGGUCACUGAAGGACAACAUGUUAUUUAGGUGUUUAGCUAUUACUCAAGACUAUCCGAAAUCCCUUUGGCUAUUUAUAUACAGUACCAGUCAAAUGUUUGGACACACCUACUCAUUCCGAAGUGGGCGCCAGAGUGACGCAGCGGUCUUAGGCACUGUCUCAGUGCUAGAGGUGUCACGACAGACUCUGGUUCGAUUCCAGGCUGUGUCACAACCGGCCGUGAUUGGGAGUCCCAUAGGGCUGCUCACAAUUGGCCCAGCGUAUUCUGGGUAAGGGUUUGGCCGGGGUAGGCUGUCAUUGUAAAUAAGAAUUUGUUUUUAACUGACUUGCCUAGUUAAAUAAAGGUUCAAAAAAAUACUUUGAAAGUUUCUUCAAGUGCAGUCGCAAAAACCAUCAAGCGCUAUGAUGAAACUGGCUCUAAUGAGGACCACGACAGGAAAGGAAGACCCAGAGUUACCUCUGCUGCAGAGGAUAAAUUCAUUCGAGUUAACUGCACCUCAGAUUGCAGCCCAGAAUAAAUGCUUCAGAGUUCGAAACAUCUCAACAUCAACUGUUCAGAGGAGACUGAAUCAGGCCUUCAUGGUCGAAUUGCUGAAAAGAAGCCACUGCUAAAAGACACCAAUGAGAAGAAGAGACUUGCUUGGGCCAAGAAACACGAGCAAUGGACAUGACUGGGGGGAAGUCUGUGCUUUGCUCUGAUGAGUCCAAAUGUGAGAUUUUUUGUGAGAUGCAGAGUAGGUGAACGGAUGAUCGCCGCAUGUGUGGUUCCCACUGUGAAGCAUGGAGAAGGAAGUGUGAUGGUGUGGGGGUGCUUUGCUGGUGACACUGUCUGUGAUUUAUUUAGAAUUCAAGGCACACUUAACCAGCAUGGCUACCACAGCAUUCUGCAGCGAUAUGCCAGUCCCAAUAAGUGCAAACUAGAUGGGAUAUCAUUUGUUUUUCAACAGGACAAUGACACAACACACCUCCAGGCUGUGUAAAGGCUAUUUGACGAAGAAGGAUAGUGAUAGAGUGCUGCAUCAGAUGACCUGGCCUCCACAACCCAAUUGAGAUGGUUUGGGAUGAGUGCCCAGCAUAUGUGGGAAAUCCUUCAAGACGGUUGGAAAAGCAUUCCUCAUGAAGCUGGUUAAGAGAAUGCCGAAGAGUGUGCAAAGCUGUCAAAGCAAAGGGUGGCUACUUUUAAGAAUGUAAAAUCUAAAAUAUAUUUUGAUUUGUUUAACACUUUUUUGGUUACUACAUGAUUCCAUAUGUGUUAUUUCAUAGUUUUGAUGUCUUCACUAUUAUUCUACAAUGUAGAAAAUAGUAAAAAAUAAAGAACCCCUGGAAUGAGUAGAUUGGUCCAAACUAUUGACUGGUACUGUAUUCUGUAUUACAUUUCAAAUAUAUAUUUUUCUACUGUUACAUUGUUUAGAAUUAGAGUGCAUUCUCAUUGUGUGCUUCAGUUAACCCGUAGCCUACUCUUUGAUUUACUAAGUUUUACUAACUUGUUUGUUUUAGAUUGUAUGCCUAUUCUGUUUUUUUGUGUAGAACUAAAUAGUAAAAUAAUCAUUUUUGGA
This is a messenger RNA of Oncorhynchus keta (chum salmon), 7096 nucleotides long. RefSeq lists its product as uncharacterized. Gene Ontology annotation, molecular function: RNA polymerase II cis-regulatory region sequence-specific DNA binding; DNA-binding transcription factor activity. Lineage: Eukaryota; Metazoa; Chordata; Actinopteri; Salmoniformes; Salmonidae. The record is from RefSeq and is a predicted model, not a curated record. Bases 165 to 4553 code for a protein of 1462 amino acids. The transcript is spliced from 15 exons. Gene Ontology annotation, biological process: regulation of transcription by RNA polymerase II.